UUGAGUUUUCUAAUAUGGCCGACGGACGUCAUGUAACCAAAACAAUCUGCAGAGAUCCAGCGGUGAUAUAAAAAUGUUUGAAUUCCUUUGGUUUUUGGUUAAAACAUGGCAGCUUUGUUAAAUAUCCUUUUUCCGUAAUGGAGUUUGUACUUAUAUAACUACGUGCUGAGGGAAAGCGAGAGAGUUUACCCCGAGCACGAGCAGAACGCGUUAGCAUUAGCGUUAGCGGCUGUGGCUCGGCUGUGUGACCGGAGCAGGAGGCGCUGUGGUCGGGGGGAGAGCUGUGCUUACAACCGCUGAAGAGACGGGGAACAGGAUUGGGAAGCAGCAGGGGGAAGCGGCGGCCGGUGCCGAGCCCGUGGAGAAGAUGGCAGGCAGCCCGGAGAAGAGCUGCUCCUCAGCCCAGGAGCUCAAAGAGCAUGGAAACCGCCUGUUCCUCUGCAGGAAGUACCAGGAGGCCGUCACCUGCUACAGCAAAGCCAUUAACCGGAACCCAUCAGUAGCGGUGUACUACACUAACAGAGCGCUGUGCUAUGUGAAGCUGCAGCAGUACGAUAAGGCCCUGGCCGACUGUAAACACGCGCUGGAGCUCGACAGCCAGUCAGUGAAGGCACAUUUCUUCCUGGGGCAGUGUCACCUGGAGCUGGAGAACUAUGAGGAGGCCAUCGGGAAUCUACAGCGAGCAUAUAACUUGGCUAAAGAGCAGCGUCUGAACUUUGGAGACGACAUUCCCAGCGCGCUGCGUUACGCCAAGAAGAAACGCUGGAACAGCAUGGAGGAGAAGCGCAUCAGCCAGGAGAACGAGCUGCACGCCUAUCUCACCAAACUCAUCCUGGCUGAGAGGGAGCGGGAGCUGGAGGACUACAGAGAGAAGCAGGGUGACGACAAUCUGAGCGACAGUGACAUCAGCAAAAUCAGAACAAAACACGACAAGUAUCUGAUGGACAUGGAUGAGCUCUUUUCCCAAGUGGACGAGAAGAGGAAGAAGCGAGAGAUCCCUGACUAUCUGUGUGGAAAGAUCAGCUUUGAGCUGAUGAGGGAGCCGUGCAUCACACCGAGCGGCAUCACGUACGACCGCAAGGACAUCGAGGAGCAUCUACAGCGUGUCGGACACUUUGACCCCGUGACCCGGAGUCCCCUGACCCAGGAUCAGCUGAUCCCUAACCUGGCCAUGAAGGAGGUGAUCGACGCCUUUAUCCAGGAGAAUGGAUGGGUGGAGGACUACUGAAAACAAACAAACACACACACACACACACACACACACACACACACACAGGGUUGGGAGGGGUGUGAGGGGUGUGAGGGUGGGCGGGUCAGAGCUGCUUCUGGAUGUUCGUGUGCACUUUAAACAGGGGAGCUCUGCUCUGACACGCCCCCUAGUGCUGGACUCUCUCAGGUCUCCCUCCCUCUCUACAUCUGUGUCUUAUUCUCUCUCUCCCUCUUACACACACACACACACACACACACACACAUGCACACAUGCACACACGUGAUGACCCGUGCCUCCUGUUGCUCCCUCCAGUGAGCGCUUAUUGCUGGACCGUGAGACGAGCAGUUCCUCUUCACAUGUAUCAUAGAGAUAAAACAAACUAUAAUAUACAGCUCGUGUGUGUGCGCGUGUGUGUGUGCGCACGCCGCACAUCCACAUUCAGCAGUCUGCUGAAAUUAAGGAUCUUCACCAUGUUUAAUAAGUGCAUAUUACACACAUAGGAGGUUAGUCUGGUUUAUUUAAGUUGUUUUAGAGUGUAGUUAGCUGCAGUCCGCUCCAUGUGUGUGUGAGAGUGAGUCGUGAUGUAUGUUUAUACACAACGCACAUACAGACACAAACUUCACAAAGGUUAAGAGUUCUGUAUUUUUUCAAAGAUUGCUGAUUACAGCCCGGCUAGCCAAUCAGAGUGAAGGGGCGGAGCUCGAGAAUCAUAACAGGAUACAAUCAGUUGUAACGACAGGCAGGAACUCGAUCUCGGUGUGUGGGACGAGCAUAGAGCACGCGCACACACACACGCAGUUUUAUGCCGUUUGAUUUAAAUAGACCAGUUCAAUGUUACAUUUCACUGCGAGUAUUCAAACAGGAAGUGGAAUGUCCGAGUGCAUGUUAAAUAAAUCUUAUUUUUUCUAAAAA
Messenger RNA from Clarias gariepinus (North African catfish), 2122 nucleotides. It is a transcript of the gene stub1, whose product is annotated as STIP1 homology and U-Box containing protein 1. Gene Ontology annotation, cellular component: cytoplasm; Z disc. The record is from RefSeq and is a predicted model, not a curated record. Gene Ontology annotation, biological process: positive regulation of proteolysis; protein quality control for misfolded or incompletely synthesized proteins; protein polyubiquitination. Gene Ontology annotation, molecular function: protein-folding chaperone binding; ubiquitin protein ligase activity. The transcript is spliced from 8 exons. Lineage: Eukaryota; Metazoa; Chordata; Actinopteri; Siluriformes; Clariidae. The coding region runs from base 368 to 1228 and encodes 286 amino acids.